AUGGGUGACUACUCCAAAGCAUCGGAAUAUUAUGAGAAGGCCUUGGAUAUUCGAGAACAGUCGAUACCUUCAAAUCAUCCUGAUGUGGCAUCAACCUACAACAACAUUGGUGCGGUGUAUUCUUCUAUGGGUGAAUAUUCGAAAGCAGCGGAAUAUUAUGAGAAGGCAUUGGCAAUUCAACAACAGUCGUUACCAUCAAAUCAUCCUGAUCUGGCAUCAUCCUACAACAACAUUGGCAUGGUGUAUUCUUCUAUGGGUGACUACCGCAAAGCAUUGGAGUAUUAUGAAAAGGCCUUGACAAUUCGACAACAGUCGUUACCAGCAAAUCAUCCUGAUCUGGCAUUAUCCUACAACAACAUUGGUGCGGUGUAUUCUGAUAUGGGUGACUACCGCAAAGCAUUGGAGUAUUAUGAAAGAGCCUCGGAAAUUCAAGAGCAUUCAUUACCAUCAAAUCAUCCUGAUCUGGCACCAUCUUACAACAACAUUGGCAUGUGGUAUUCUUCUAUGGAUGACUACCCCAAAGCAUUGGAAUAUUAUGAAAAGGCCUUGGCAAUUCAACAAGAGUCGUUACCAGAAAAUCAUCCUGACCUGGGAUCAUCCUACAACAAUAUUGGUGCGGUGUAUUCUGAUAUGGGUGACUACCGCAAAGCAUUGGAGUAUUAUGAAAAGGCCUUGACAAUUCGACAACAGUCGUUACCAGCAAAUCAUCCUGAUCUGGCAUCAUCCUACAACAACAUUGGUGCGGUGUAUUCUGAUAUGGGUGACUACCGCAAAGCAUUGGAGUAUUAUGAAAGAGCCUCGGAAAUUCAAGAGCAUUCAUUACCAUCAAAUCAUCCUGAUCUGGCAUUAUCUUACAACAACAUUGGCAUGGCGUAUUAUUCUAUGGGUGACUACCUCAAAGCAUUGGGCUGUUAUGAAAGGGCCUUGAAAAUUCGGCAACAGUCGUUACCGCCAAAUCAUCCUGACCUGGGAUCAUCCUACAGCAACAUUGGCAUGGUGUAUUCUUCUAUGGGUGACUACUCCAAAGCAUUGGAGUAUUAUGAAAAAGCUCUGUCUAUUCGACAGCAUUCUUUACCAUCAAAUCAUCCUGAUCUGGCAUCAUCUUACGACAAUAUGGGUUUGUUGUAUGAAAAAAUGAGCGACUACUCAAAAUCAUUGUCAUUUCUUGAACGCGCUCUGAAAAUUGGCGAACAAUCGCUACCUGCAAAUCACCCACAUGUGAAAGAAUGGAAGGAGAGCUUUGAACGAGUGAAAGAUAAACUAUAA
Molecule: messenger RNA, 1266 nt
Organism: Adineta ricciae
Lineage: Eukaryota; Metazoa; Rotifera; Eurotatoria; Adinetida; Adinetidae
Source: the annotation of a GenBank genome assembly